This is a messenger RNA of Diprion similis, 1583 nucleotides long. Its product is annotated as mitochondrial genome maintenance exonuclease 1-like. Lineage: Eukaryota; Metazoa; Arthropoda; Insecta; Hymenoptera; Diprionidae. The record is from RefSeq and is a predicted model, not a curated record. Gene Ontology annotation, molecular function: single-stranded DNA exodeoxyribonuclease activity. The transcript has 5 exons. Gene Ontology annotation, cellular component: mitochondrion. The coding region runs from base 177 to 1406 and encodes 409 amino acids. Gene Ontology annotation, biological process: mitochondrial DNA replication.
UUGGCGAUUUGCGAUAUUAUUUAUUUGGCAACCUUGCACACGGUAGACAUGAACCACAGACCCAGAGCGUUGACUGAAGCUCAGAGUAAUCAACAAUUGUUCAAGUGUCAAAUUGAAGGUUAAGAAGACAAGCGCAGCACGUAAACUUACCUGAGAAAGUUACGAAACACAGGAAAAUGAAGGUUAUGGUUAUGUUCGUCGUUCCAUGCCUAACUUGUACACACAAGGUAUUCCAAUCGGUACUUCGAUUGAAGACAACACGAGCGCAGCGGAUGAUACAGUAUUAUAGGGAGAAUAAGCAGCUAUUCGGGAAGGUUCUCAAAACCAAGCAGCAAAGAAUUGCCAGAGCAAAGCACGAGAACGAAGAAGCCCUGACCGAAGCGGAGACCCAAGUGAACUCCGAGGCUUUCUGGCUUGCGAAAGCGAAUAGCGCAACAGGACUCAGAGUAAAGGUAUAUCGUGAACCACUGGCAAUUCGGAAUAUAAAGAUUGAAGAAACAUCAAAGAAUGCAGAAAGGAAACAGGGAGCUAUAGAUGAAACUGCGCUAGUGCUUGCAGAAGUUGAAAAAUCUUGGGCAAAAAAUAACCCAGAACAAGUUGAACACCUUAGCCAUGUUGUCCAUGAAAAGAAUCAGCUUGGCUUCCCUUCAGAGAUAUUAAUAAAAAAUAUCACUGGGUUUUCUUAUUUAAAUGAAAGUAAGGAUGCGGGAGUGUAUACAAAGGAAGUAGUUUCUAUACCGGUGUAUCAUGAUUCCACAACAAUAGUUAUUCCAAGUGUUUCAAAAAUUUUAAGUAAAACUAUGUCAGAGAAAUCAAAAUUGAAUUUAGAAUUGUGGAAGAAAAGAAUGAUAACUCUGAUGGGUGAAGAAGGCUUCGAAAAACAUCAACAAGAAACACUUUCUUAUGGGAGGCAAUUUCAUUCUAUCAUUCACAAUUUUCUCACUCAAAAGCCAAUUAAUGUUCCUGAUGUACUCGAAAAAUCUUGGCAGAGUGUGCAGCCGGUUCUGAAAGAAGUACAUGGAGUUGCAGCGCUGGAAAGCCACACCAUACAUCCCAAAUUGCACUACAGAGGAGUCGUCGAUUGUGUUGCAUUGUAUAGAGGAAACUUGUGCGUUAUAGAGUGGAAGAAGUCUGACAGAAUGAAGAACACUAUAGGUAGCACUUUCGAUGCACCAAUUCAAGUAGCUUCGUAUAUUGGAGCACUAAACUCUGACGAAAACUAUAAAUUUCAGGUCCAGAAUGGCCUGAUCGUCGUAGGGUACACAAGUGGUGAACCAGCAUCAAUAUAUGAGAUGAAUUCUCAGAAAGUGAAUGUGCAUUGGAAACAGUGGCUAAGACGACUGCAGCAGUACUACGUAGAAGAUUUAAAGGCUAAACAGCAUUUACCUGUGCCUGAAAAUCAGUGAAACCCAUAAGAUGACGUAAAACUCCUUUACAAUUACACAAUUUUUUAUCUUUAACAUCAAGAAUUACUAUUUAUUUUCUUGGAUACAGUUCUCUUUACUCUCUUACUUUGGCAGAAAUAAUAUGUUUGCACAGAGAUUCCAUUUACAUACCUUCCCAGCUACAUUCAAGAAGUCUCG